CUCCAUCUCUCUCCUCCUCAUCCCUCCCUCAGUCCGCUGCCUUGUCUCUCCAUCCCCCGGCACACAGUCAGCCUGUAGCCGGCAUGGCCACCGUUAGCUUCAAACCCCAUCGCCUGGAGCUGCUGGCUGCCUAUCAUGAUGUCAUCCAUGAGCAGACCCCUGUAGACUGGGCAUUGUACACAUACGAAGAUGGCACAGAUGACCUUAUCUUGGCAGCAUCAGGAGGUGGUGGAUUACCUGACCUCGCUAGCCACUUUGAGAACCAGAAAGUGAUGUAUGGGUUCUGCAGUGUGAAGGAGCCCCAUGCCAUGCUAGCUCGAUACGUGCUCAUCAACUGGGUUGGAGAAGAUGUACCCGAUGCCAGGAAGUGUGCAUGUGCUAGUCAUGUGCCAGAGGUGGCAGAAUUUUUCCAGGGUGUGGAUGUUAUAGUGAAUGCAAGCAACGUCGAUGACAUAGAUCCUUUGGCCAUAAACCAGCGCCUAUCUAAUGGUUCUGGGCGGCUGGCAAGUCCAGUUUUACAACGACUGCAGAUCAAAGAUGAAGCAACUGCUGAUCCUGUGGGUACAAAUUACCAGAAGACAGACGCAGCUGUAGAGAUGAAACGUAUUAACAGGGAACAGUUCUGGGAGCAAGCAAAAAGAGAAGAGGAGGAAAGGAAGCAGGAAGAAAGGCAAAAAGCUAUUGAGGAAAGAUUGCGCUUUGAGCAAGAACGCAUGGAACAAGAGCGUAAAGAACAGGAAGAACGUGAGCGACGUUACCAGGAAAGAGAGCAGCAAAUAGAGGAACACAGGAAGAAACUGCAAAGUGAAGAGGAAGAAGAGACCAAGAAAAGAUUGCAGAGCAACUCGAUAUUUAACUGUCUGUUUAUACCCUGCCAGAUGGACCAGAGAGAGAUGGAUGAUGAGGCAGCAGAGCUAAAGAGGACGGAAAGCGAAGUGGAGGAGGCUGCUGCCAUUAUUGCCCAGCGUACAGAAAACCCCCGGGAAUUUUUCAAGCAACAGGAGAAGGCUUCAGAUGUCAAUGUUUCAUUGCUAACUCCCCGGACUGCAGUGAGAAGUUCUUCAGAAGCAGGACCACCUCGUACUCCUGAGAAGGACCGUCGUAUUAGCUUGGGGGAAGAGUGGAACAAAGCCCUGAGUUCUGAAGAGACUGUCCAGGAUGGUGCAUGGGCACCACAAGGGCUCACAGAAGAUGUUUUUAUGGAGACAAAAGAUGAAGAUGCUGGGUUCCCAGCUGCUCCUCAAUUAACAGGGAGUGAGGAAGAAGUUGUUAUGGAGCUGGGAGAGGUUGACUUGAUGUCAGAAAGUCAUCCCCCUCCAACACAAGAAGCUCCUAGUCUUCUUGAUCUGUGGCAGAAUGAUGAGCCUCAGGAAUCCACCUGGACAGAUGGAAAUUUGAUGACAUCCCAUGAAGACAUCCACACAGAGCAAAAAACCCUUGGGGAAACAGAGGCAUGCCCUCCUGUCCCUGAGGAUAACCUUCUGAACUUUGAGGAGCUACCACAACCACCCCCUACUUUUUGUGACAUGGAGGCAGAGGAGGAUCCCCAGAGUAUCAUCCACAUUGAGGGUCCUCAUCAGAUGACUUUGAGCUAUCAGCAUGCACUGCAGGAAGCUUCUUGUCAUCAGCCAGAACUUACAGACUGUCUUCUUACAAAUGGGGAGACAUCUCAAAGAGAAGGAACUCAGGCAAGUGAAGGUUACUUUAGCCAGUCACAGGAUGAAGAUUUUGCUCAGCCCGAUGACAUGUCUGCUAAAGCACCACCACCAGUGUUUUACAACAAACCACCAGAGAUUGACAUCACAUGUUGGGACUCUGACCCGGUCAUGGAAGAAGAGGAAGAAGAUGAAGAAGGAGGCGGCUUUGGUGAAAGUGCUUAGUAAUCCCUUGUCCAUUUACAUGUGACUAAAAUACGUGACACAGCCGUUUAACAGCAAAGUAUUGUAGUAAUGGCUGAGGCUUCUGCCCCUGCUGGAGCCAUGCUCGUACGACUCUGCCUGCUUCCCCCUCUCUUUACCACCAUAUGUGAUUUUGGGGGGUAGGAGACAGGUUGUCAUUUUCUUUACCUCCUUUCAGUUAUUAUUUUCUAUAUAUUCUAAUAAGCCAGUCAUAGCCUUGCUGGCAUCUCUCUGCUUUAUUUGACACGAUUUUGGGGAUUGCUAUUAACCCCUCUAGGUUGCGCAGAACUUGUGCAUCAGAUCCAGGAGCAGCAGCCAAGCGCCUGGUUCCCUCAGUGUUAUUAGCUGGAUUUAUUUUUUCUUUUUCUUUGACCAGCCUGUGCCGACUGCCUUUUGCAUUCGGAUUGAAGGAUGCAAAGAGGAUUUCUUGUUGUAGUUUUAUCUUUGUAACUUGUUCCUGCAGCUUUUUGAGGAAACAAAAUAGAAACUUAUGGCAAUAAUUAACCCUUAAUACCCCUGCACAACCCUGUGGGGCAGGGGGCAUAUUUUCCACUGUAGCAUCCCCCCCCUUUUCCUUCAUAUUAUUCAUUUGCUCAGUGCUCCUAUUUAUUCCCUGGAUGCGGGGGUGCCAUGCCUUGUUCUUGGAUCAUAAGCUCCUGCUGGUAGGUUAGUGAAGAUGAAGGGAAGUUGUGCACACAGAUAUUUUUUUCUGUUGACCACCUCUUUGACUCCUUGCGCCUUCUCAUUUCAUGACCUACAGCAAAGCUUCAUUUUCUUUUUCCAUGUUUAGUAACGUUCUGAAAGCACAACACUGUACAGACUGUGCUCGUGUGUUAAUAAAGGAGUUUGG
Bufo bufo (common toad) is the source of this 2748-nucleotide messenger RNA. RefSeq names its product drebrin 1 (gene DBN1). Gene Ontology annotation, cellular component: postsynaptic density; site of polarized growth; postsynaptic membrane. The coding region runs from base 84 to 1880 and encodes 598 amino acids. Gene Ontology annotation, biological process: positive regulation of axon extension; neuron projection morphogenesis; positive regulation of dendritic spine morphogenesis. Lineage: Eukaryota; Metazoa; Chordata; Amphibia; Anura; Bufonidae. Gene Ontology annotation, molecular function: actin filament binding. The transcript is spliced from 13 exons. The record is from RefSeq and is a predicted model, not a curated record.